This is a messenger RNA of Plasmodium fragile, 4950 nucleotides long. RefSeq lists its product as uncharacterized. The coding region runs from base 1 to 4950 and encodes 1649 amino acids. The transcript has a single exon. The record is from RefSeq and is a predicted model, not a curated record. Lineage: Eukaryota; Apicomplexa; Aconoidasida; Haemosporida; Plasmodiidae.
AUGGAGGAUAUAAAAGGAGAAUCCAUCAGGAGUGAACCCCCCAUGGGAGAUGAACCCACCAAGACAAACAAUGAUAAGAAGAAGAAGAAAAAAAAAAAAAAAAAAGUAGAAAAAUGCACAAACAAAAUUACCAACUUCUUCAGUGUUGUCAAGAGUACCAAAGUGGCCAAGAGAUUUCAGACACCGAACCCCUCCAACUGUGAGAAUAACCGACACGCCGAUGAACACCCAUCAGGCAUACACACCAUCAUAAAUAAAAAAUGUGUAGCAAAGAAUUCCCAAGUGAAGGAAAAUAUGCACCAGACUUGUGACCAAAAUGUCUUACCCACUCAUGUAGAUGCAGGAGGAGGAGGAGGAGGAGGACAAGAAGAAGACGGGACAAAUCAAAUGCUAUAUCCUCCAAUAAAGGAAAACACAUUUUAUGCCUCACCAAGAAUAGAAAAUGAACUAACAAAUAAGAUGAAUUGCGUUAAUGUGAAAACGGCUGCGAAGAUUUGCGGAAUUACCAAUGUCAAGUCGAUUUUGAGGAGGGACGUCAGUAGGGUGCCGACCCUUGGCGCGACGUUGAGGAGGAAGGACGAGGGGGAUGUGAAAAAUGAUGGUGAGGAGAAGCCGCGUUGCGAAAAUUCCCCUGAGUGGAGACCCCCUCAUGGAGAACCCCAAGACGAGGGGAACAAAACAAAAAGGGGACUCAAAAGAAAAAAAGAUGAAUCGGUUGACGAGUGUGACACGGAUGAUGUGAGUAGCUCACUGGAUAUGAGCGAAACGGAAGAGGAUGGUGUGGAUGCUGUUCCUGAGCAGGAUCAGUUGAAGGGACCCCGCGUAGACUUUUCUUCCAAAUCACCCACACAAGGGAAUAACGUUGAAAAUGUUCACUUAGAACCCAAUAGGAGAGAUUACAAAGAGGAAAAUAUGUGCUCCUCCUCCUCCCCCCCUGAAGAAUGCGCAAAGGUAGUGAAGACGAGGAAAUUUUCCCUUGUCAAUUUUUUCGGCAAUGACAUUGAAAUUACUGUAAAUGUAAAUGAGGACAGUGCUUCCGAGGGUAGGUUCAGCAGUGCGGAUAGCGAUGGGAGUGGGUCCAACUUGGGCUGCACCGGGAGAUCCAAGCUCAGACGUGACGCGACCAGUGAUGCGAAAAGGAGAAAUGGUGAAGAUACACCCAAAGGCGGCGUUGGCGAGGACGAAAUGGACACCCUCAGAACGCGAACCCCAUCGUACAAGAGAAAUUCCAUUUCGGACGGAGAAAGAUACAGUAAAAAUAAUGAAGCAAUUUACGCGAAGAAGAAAAAAAAAAGAGAAAGGUAUAGCCCCGAUAGGGAUGAUGCGGAGGGAAAAGGGGGUCAAGCCAGUGAUGAGUUGUCCCAGAACGAACAUGCGAACAGCCCCUUAACACAAGGAAGGAGAAAUUUUGUAAAGGAAAACAAACGAGUGCUAAAAUCGGAUAAUGAAUUCGAAUUGGAGCGAGCCAAAACGAAGAGGGUUCGAAUCGGGAGAGUCAGUUGUGCAGGGGUAGGUGCGCACACAAGCAUUGGCAUGGACAUAGAUGCCCAAGCGGAUGCCGACGAGAAGGGAGGAGGACGCAACUACUCUUCCAACCGGGCUGGUAGGAAAACGUGCCUGAAUGUUGGCUUUGUUAGCGGUUUUUGCAGAAAAACGAGGAAAAGCUGCGCAGCGGGGGUAGGUGGCGGGGAUGCCGGUGGCGAAGGUGCUAUUGGCUCCGAUAACGAUGAUGGUGAGGAGGAUGGGGAAGACGGCGACGAUGAGGAUGGCGAAGAUGACCCCACCAUGCACCCAGAUGGCGCGUGGGACGAGCAUGCAAAGAAGGCACAAAACAGGAACAGAAAAGACGGCGCACUUGGGAGGAGGAACCACUUCGAAACGAACGUAUACCAAAUGAAAAACAACGUGCAGGAAAAAUUAACUUCCAUUAAAAAUAACUUCAGGCUAAAUGAUAACGUAAGGGAUAUUCUAAAUGAGAAGAGGCGGAUCAAAAUUCUUCGAGUUUUAAACAAGUACUAUUUUGAAAGGGAGUACAAGGACUACGUGGAGGUUCAUCAGGGGGCAAGGGAAGGCCCCCAGAGGAGCGUCCCGCAGAAGGGUUCCAGGGCAAAGUGUUCCACUGCGAAUUGCUCCUUUGCGAAAGGCGCCACCCCACGUGAACUGUUGAGAGACCACUCGAGCAAACCCUUCACCUUCUUCAUCGCUGGGAAGUUCACCCUCUUUAGCAACUUCGCUCUGGCCAAGAAGUUGAAAGAUGCAGGGUACGGAAUAACGAGUAACUUACGGAGAAGCAACUCCUUAAUCAUUGGACAUGAUUUAAGUGAGGACUUUGUAAAAAAAAUAGAAAAUUUUAAAGGUCGUAUUUUUGGGGAAGAAGACAUUCUAGACCACCUAAAUGUAGAUGUAAAAAAACGCAUUGAUCUUUUUGCCCCGAUAAAUAAAAAUAACGCAAAACGGUACAAGUUUCUAAUUAACCAAACUAAUAUAGAUAGUGCACCCACAAAAUAUAUUCAGAGAAAGGUGCUUCAGUUUUGUAGAACCAUACGGAAGAGCUUGUCUGAAAGUUUAGAGACUUGUCAUGCUAAGUAUAAGAAUGUAUUGCUUUCUAAUUUGACGAAACAGUUAAGUGACUUUUUUUUAUUUUUGCAUUUGUCCAGGGGGAAAUUCCACUCCAACAUAAACUCCCUGUUGCUUUGGUACAGAAGGAAGUACCACGAGUUGAUGAUCCCGCUGCGCAGUGGUGAGGAUAUUUACGAAUUUGUUCUCUUCGUGCAAAACCUCUGCGACGUUUUCUCCACGUGCUAUAUUAGGGAUGACUUGUUGACAUGCGACCAGGGGGGGAAGUGCCACCCGUCGGGAGGGUGCAUUUCGGAGGGAGAAACCAGGUCAGAGGAAACCCCCCUGGACAGUCAAGCGAGCACCCCUCAACGGAGAAGCGGCACCCUGCACACGUUCAUGGAUCCAUCACAGAGCAGCCAUUCAAAGGAAGACAGCCAAGAACGGAAAAAAAACGACACUAAUAUUGAGAAGAAAAUACACCCCCCAGGAAUUCAUCACGAUGAGGAUGGAGCGGAGUCCUCCCUGGAGUACAUUUCACCAGAGGACUACUUCGAGCAUACAGAUGAGUCAGGUGAAAUGUCCAACGAGGAAAAGGAACUGAACAAUGACAACAGUGCUAUUUCGUUCGAGAAAAGCAUCACGCAUAAUAUGAGGAAGAGUGAGAAGCUGAAAAUAGUAACCAAUUUAUGGAGAGUCUUUUUUCGGCCCAACAGUCUGUACGAAAUUGCGGGUCAUAAAAAUGAAGUUUUGAAAUUGUACAAAAUUUUGAGGAAACUUUUUCCUGAAGUGGGCGUAGAGACGACACCCUUCUCCAAUGGAAGGUUAACUCCCAAGGGGCGCAGCAAACGAAAGGAUCCAUCAGACAUGCAUCAAGAGAAGAGUAAUAUUAUAUUCCUAGUCUACCCCCCCAACUGUGGAGUAAAGAGAUUAGUUGAGCUGAUCUGCUACGCCUGUGAUUUAUGUCCAAUAUAUGAAAGUAAAGUUCAAAAGUAUAAAAACAUAAAUUAUUUUUUUAAAUACACACAUGGGUUGAAACCAAUUUCUAUAUAUAAUGCUAAUAAGUUAGACAAGAAUUCCCUGAAUGAAUUGAGCGCUCGGAACGAUGUGAGCAUUUGCAUGUAUGAGGACAAGAAUUACGUGAUGAAUAGCUUAUCGAGUUUCUCCUUUCCUUUGUUAGACAGCAUAAACCAUGUGCUCAUUAAAUUUGGUGUUCCUUCAAGAGAUGCUUUAUUUUUUAGGUGUUUUUCUGUUUGUUCUUGUGUUAUAAAAAAUUUGAAUAAAGAAUUGUUUAGCAUAUUAUUUGAGACGUGCAGGUUGAAGGACUUUUCCUACUCGAUCGAGAGCGUCUACAGCAAGAUGCACCUCGUGGCUUCGUACGUCAAUUGUGUGCAGAGGAGAAGCGGGGAGGAUGGACUUUGUGUUAGCGACCAGGAACCAGGAGCGAGGACAGCGGAGGAAGCUCCGUUUAACUUCCCCAAUGAUGUGUUGCACGAGUAUAUAUCGAACCAUCUCAUGAAUCGAUUCUUUAUGAAUAACUAUGACGAGGUGGAGCGCGCGCUGAGCGGCGAGUUAGACGGCAAGUUAGAAAACGAGGCGACAUACUGGCGCAGCAAUGGGCCAACGGUUUGCCAUUCUCCGGGCCACACGAGCAGGGAGAACAGCGGAACCCGCGAGAAAAAGGCAAAGAUGAUGAAGAGGCUAAACGAAGACUAUUACUUUUUUAGGGGAUUCGACGUGGAGGACAUACGGAGUCUGGUCCACGACUGGUAUGACAAGAUGCACAUACAGAAUGAGAAAUUAAUUUUUGAUUUAACGAUAAAAAAAAAUAGCAGUCUCCUGCAUGAGAGGAGCGAUUAUUUGUAUAUGGACGACGGGGCCAGGAGGGACAGAGAACGCAUUCUCAUUAAAGUCUUGGAGCUUUUUUUAUACGCUUCCAUUUUGGUCAAGUCAGACGACGUCAACAUAAAUUUGAUUGCCGUAGAUAUGGCCGUGUACUGGAGGAAAUAUCUCUUCAUGAGUCCGCCCUUCCGGUUGGCGUAUCGCGGUAGUGGUAGUGGUAGCGGGGGGGGAGGCGGUAGAGACGGCGGGGAAGGCACACGAGGGGGCGGGAAAAACCUGGCGACACGGCAAAAAAAGGAAGAAUUGGUCGCCCUCCAAACAAGGGCAAACAACAACGACUUCAUCAACGAAACGAAGGUGAAAGACCACAUGAAGGGGAAGAUGGACAAGUGCAACAAAAUAUUCUGCGAGAAGGUGAAGAAGUACCGGAGCCUGAUGGCACACUUCGGGUGCCCCUUCAAUUUCUCCUCCGCCGGCGUGGUGUACGACUUUCUUCAGAACAGCAAGGUGGCGAAUUUGGCCCCCCGCAGGCGUGGUGACGCCAAGUCGUGA